AAUUCUAUCCAUAACAGGUCGUCGUUUCCUCCAUGUGAAGUGUAUACAACGAAUUUUUUCAUAUUCAGAAAUGCCGUUUUUUCAUUUAUUCAACCGACGAAUUAAACAUUUAUGAAGUAUUUAGUAAGAAUAUAGUAAUCACUGAUCCGUGAUCACUCAAUGUGAAGGACCUAGAGGACACAAACGUGACAAGUAAUGAACUAUUGAAUAAUUCAAAAACCUUUAUCAACUGACAACUUCCGCCACAACGGUUUUUGCAGCUUUCGUUCGACGACUGAUAUUUUUGACCAAAGUUUUAUUUAUCUUGAGGUACCAAAUUCAUUAUAAUUUUUUACUUAUCAUCACGGAUAAAAAGAACCGUGCGUCCAUCAUAGAGUAAUAAUUAAUCUAUGGCGUCCAUGCUCAACAUUCAUCCUUGUUUGUUAGUUGUGUGGACUAAAAUUGAACAAUUACUAAUUAGUACAUAGAGAAAUAAAACAAGAUGAGCAAUUAUUCCACUCCAAAAAUAUUGCGUUCCACAGCAAAAUUACCAGAAACGCCUGCCUUGGAACGCAUUGGAUAUGGUACAGGUGUCGGUGUAUUCAAUUUGCAAAGAAAAGAUCAGUCUCCGUGGGCAGCAAAAAUUAUCAGUCGUAAUGCUGGUAGAGAUCGUAAACAGUUUAGCAAUCGUUUGCAGCUGGAGGCCAAAGUAUUAUCGUCACUCAACCAUCCUAAUAUAAUUGGCUACAGGGCAUUUGUCAAAAGACCUGAUGGCCGAGAAGUACUAUUAAUGGAACAAUGUGAACAAAGCUUAAUCGAUUUGAUUGAAACGCGCAAGGAAGAGAAUUUUGGACCAUAUCCUGUAGAAUAUAUCACAAAAGUUGCUGUAGACAUUGCAAAAGCAUUAGAUUAUUUACAUUCAUCUUUAAUAUUACACGGAGACAUAAAAUCUGGAAAUAUUUUAGUGAAAAAUAACUUUGAGAUUGUAAAGCUUUGUGAUUUUGGUGUCAGUUUGCCAUUAAAAUUUGAUGGAACAUUGCAUAAAAUCAAAGGUUAUAAAGCUUUAUACAUUGGGACUCCUUGUUGGUCUGCUCCAGAAGUAUUGAAGGGUGAAGAAUGUAUGGGGGCCAUCAUCACAAGUAAAGCUGAUAUUUUCAGCUAUGGUUUGGUCCUUUGGGAAAUGAUGACUUUAUCAUUUCCAAACUCAAGUACUGCAAUUAAUGAAUCAUAUUACACUGGAUUCAGUGAAGACAUGGACGCCCAUUUAGGUGAAACACCACCAUUACCUGAUAGUUUGGUAAGUGAUCCAAGAUACAAACAAAUUAUUGAGUUAUUUAAUAUGUGUACAAUGCAAGAUUAUAAAGAGCGACCUACAGCAAAACAGAUUUUGCGGUUUAUGGGUAUUUACUAACCUUUAAAUUGUUUAACCCAAUCAUAAUUUUAGAACCUUUAUUAAAAUUAUUUUUAUAUGCCUAAUUUGUUUUAUAUUUUAUAAGUGUACACAAAAAAGCUUUUCAAUUGUUAAUAAUAUUAAUAUGUUACUAAUAAAAUAUUUUUAAGCUUAUGAAA
This is a messenger RNA of Metopolophium dirhodum (rose-grain aphid), 1548 nucleotides long. Its product is annotated as lymphokine-activated killer T-cell-originated protein kinase. Lineage: Eukaryota; Metazoa; Arthropoda; Insecta; Hemiptera; Aphididae. Gene Ontology annotation, molecular function: ATP binding; protein serine/threonine kinase activity. Gene Ontology annotation, biological process: protein phosphorylation. The record is from RefSeq and is a predicted model, not a curated record. Bases 482 to 1390 code for a protein of 302 amino acids. Gene Ontology annotation, cellular component: cytoplasm. The transcript is spliced from 7 exons.